GGCGCGACGCGAGGUGCCGUAACGGGCGUGUGUUCGCAGGACAUGUCGUGGCGCGCGCGCGAGGCCGGCUCGCGCUGGGGCGAGGCCGAGGCGCGCUGGGAGGCGCGCGCGCGCUCGCCCGCCUGGGACGCGCGCCGCAGCCCCGAGCGGCCCGAGCGGCCCGAGCGGCCCGAACGGCCCGAACGGCCCGAGCGCCGCGAGCGCCACGAGCGCCGCUACGAGCGCUCGCCCGAGCGCGACGGCCGCGAGCGCCGCGAGCGCUACGAGCGCGACGCCGACCGCUUCGGGCGCGCCCGCGAGCGCUACGACCGCUCGCGCGAGCGGCGCCGCUCGCCCCGGCGCCACGACGAGCGCGACGUGCCCAGCGCCCCCUCCCCGCCCACCAUCAGCGACGCCGACGCGCGCUCGCGCUCCGCCAGCCGCAGCCCCGACGACCGGCGCGAGCGGCACGACGACGGCCCGGCCGUCAACGCCUCCCCGGGGGAUUGGUUCUGCAAGUGUGGCUCGUACAACUUCAAGCGCCGCCAGGUGUGCUACCGCCGCAACUGCCAGGGCCAGCGCUCCGAGGGCGCGGUGUACGGCGGGGACGGCGACAGGACCUGCCCGGCGGAGGCCGGGGCGGGCAUCACCAAGCGGCUGCUCUUUAGGAGGUUGGACGCUCUGACCACCGAGGAGAAAAUAUUAGACGCGUUGAAGGAGAGAUGUUCCAAGUCCGUUUUGGAUUCCAUAGCGGGUAUUACGAUAGGUCGCGAGACGUUGACGGGUGCUUCCAAAUGUUUGGCGUAUAUUAAUUUCAAUUCUAUUGCUGAUUCCACGGCCGCUCACUCGGAAUUGCUGUCCUUGCAUCCUCCUCUAGAAAUUGAUAAUAGGGAAGUUUUAAUUUCAUUUUACAAUGAACCGCAAAAGAUACAGAAACCCGUUUCUGCCACUGCGGCAGACUACACCGCUUAUUAUGCUCAAAUGGCAAAUUACACUGCUGCACAACAGUCUUUGUCGGAAGCUGACCGUGUCAACGCGGCGGCUGCCGUAGCGCAGUCGGCUAUUUCUGCGGCCCAAGCCCGCAAUAUGUCUUGGACGCCUGUAGCUGCUCCCACUUUCGUAGCUUCCGCCUCCCAGGCUGCUCCUACUGUUAAAGUCCCCACGGGUGACGGCAAAACGACUUACACUGCCCCCGAUGUUCGUACCUUCAUGUAUGAUGAAACAUCAGGGUAUUAUUAUGACCCAGCAACAGGAUUGUACUAUGACGGGAAUACUCAAUACUUCUACAACAGUCAGGUCAAUACAUAUAUGUAUUGGGACGCCUCCUCCUCCACUUAUAUUGCUGCCACUCAAGCCCAGCAGAAUACUGAACAACCUAAGUUGCCCAACCCUCCACAAGCUACUGUUGAAAAUACAAUAGCAAAGGAACCUGAGGAGAAGAAAAAAAAAGAGAAAGAGGACAAAGUAAAAGUAGCUAAAAAGAUAGCUAAAGACAUGGAGAGAUGGGCUCGGACUCUCAACCAAAAGAAAGAAAAUGCCCGCAGUAACAUAGUGAUGGAACAGCCACUUGACACGGGUGCUAGCAAAGGAUCAGCAGACAUUGGCUUCUCUGUUCUUGGUGCAGGGCCAUCUUUACCACAAACUGGUCACGUUAGAGAGCUUUCACCGCCUCCUAUUGGAGAUGAUUUCCUCAUGAAGAAAACUGCUAUUGAACCAAUGUCAAUCGAAAACGAUGAAGGUAUCAUUGACUGGCCUAAACUAACCUGUCUCCUCUGUAAGCGCAAAUUCCCUUCAGCUGAUGUGCUGACCAAACAUAAGACAUUAUCUGAUUUGCACAAACAAAACUUAGUGGAACAUAGAAAGAAAGAGGAAUUAUUGCCACAGACUAAUGGUUAUAGAGAUAGGGCAGCUGAGAGGCGGAUGAAGUUUGGUGAAGAUGAGCCUAUUAUGCGUAAGAGGUACGAGCCACCUGAAGUUAUGCCACCUCCAAUGCCUACGGCGCCUCCUCCAUCUGUUGUAGAUACUAUAGGAGGAAAAAUGCUACAGAAAAUGGGCUGGUCAGAAGGCCGAGGGCUCGGCAAGACAGAGCAAGGCAGGAUAGCGCCCAUUGAAGCUGAACAGAGACCGGCAUUGGUUGGUCUUGGUCAAAAAAGAGGCAUCUACACACCAACUCCUGGGGAGACGUACAGAGACACAGUGAAAAAGCUCAUGAUAGCGAGAUAUAAGGAAGUGGUGGGGCAGGAGGAGGGGAACAAAUAGAUGUGGGCGCCAAAUCGUAGAGGCCUGCCUUAGACGCGCGUCAUACUAGGGGUGAGUAGAUGACACAAAUACUUAAGUUGCUAACCCCGCUCUUUUCACAGGUUUCAAACAGGUUAUAUGUAUGCGACAAUUUAUAUGAACGAGUGAAAGCACCUCGUUUUGGAGAAAGCUAACACUGAUAAUCUUUUCAUCGCCAUGGCACAUUUUUCAGUUCUUUAAUCACUGCAAGUAAGUUAUUUAAACCCUCUUGUGGGGAGAUGUUUUCAGGAUUUGUUUUUAGAUAACGUACAGACUUUUCCCUUUUUUACAAAAUUGUUCCCAAUUAUUUUGGCAAUCCUUUCAAAAAAUUAGGACUAUUGGGGAUUUUUUUAGUUUAGCUGCAGAAGGAAGCGUUAACGCUCAAAGAACAUUGAGACUUUACAACAAGCUGUGAUAAACACUGUGAUACUUAGUGUUGUGACUUGAAGAAACGGUGAAUUCGUUGUGGAUAAUAUUAGUAUGGUUACUGACGAUUCUGACCUUGUCUUACAGAGUCGCGCCAACGUCGGACAGCGUGCCAAUCUUGUUAUUGUAGGUGUAAACUAGCUUCGAAAACAACAAACUACUUUGUGACGUUUCUGACGAAAGGCCCCACUUUUGCGAUUCCAAGUUCAGCUUGUAGUCUACACACUACGAUGACCAAGCAAAGUGGACCUUUUUUAAGAUUUCGUGGCAUUUAAAUGUAGUGAGUGUAGUAAUGUACGAACUACGUGCAGUUUUUGUACUAGUUGUCCCAAUCAUGUCAACUCUUCAAUCAAAAUUUUUAUUCAUUCGUUUUGUUAAACUUUAAAUAUAGUGGACAUUUUUCAAUAAAAAUGUUAGUUGGAGUAUAUUUUCAGAAAGUGAAAUUAUUUAAUUUAGUUUUUUGAGUUACAUAAAUCAUAAUUUAUUAUUUUAUAUUUCCAAAAGACAUUGAGGUAAUUGUGAAUGUGUGUAAUUGUGAAUGUUUGUUUCGUUAAUUUUUAGUUUUAAAGAACAAACAGUUGUUGCAUUUAAUUAGGACCACAAUUCUCAAGAUCACAAUGAAUUAGUUUAAAAUUAGCAUUUUGGAAAGUUGUAUGGAUAAACCACAAAUUAGUGAUUUUUAAGGAUGUAAGGGAAAUAUAGUAUAAUUCUCUUGUGUGGAAUACAAACAAGUUCCCUCAGUCGAGACUGUAACAAACCUUAGUCUUGCUUGUAUUGUCAAAACUUCAUUCAAAUUCUUAAAUUUACUCAAGUGAGUAAAUUUAGCGUAAGUACGCAUUUUCCAUAAGUUUAAAGAAAGUAAUGUUACCUCGUAAUCAUCAAAAAAGAAAAAAUAUCUGUCUUC
Molecule: messenger RNA, 3586 nt
Organism: Hyposmocoma kahamanoa
Lineage: Eukaryota; Metazoa; Arthropoda; Insecta; Lepidoptera; Cosmopterigidae
Product: RNA-binding protein 5-A-like
Exons: 2
Coding region: 43-2238 (731 amino acids)
Biological process (GO): mRNA splicing, via spliceosome
Cellular component (GO): nucleus
Molecular function (GO): RNA binding
Source: RefSeq, a predicted model, not a curated record